Molecule: messenger RNA, 726 nt
Organism: Clavispora lusitaniae ATCC 42720
Lineage: Eukaryota; Fungi; Ascomycota; Pichiomycetes; Serinales; Metschnikowiaceae
Biological process (GO): double-strand break repair via homologous recombination
Cellular component (GO): Smc5-Smc6 complex; nucleus
Molecular function (GO): ubiquitin-protein transferase activity
Source: RefSeq, a predicted model, not a curated record
AUGUAUACGGAAGCGCACAGAGCGCUUCUCACGUAUAUUCGUGCGGUCAAAGUUGUGUCUGCGGACCGGCUCACUGCGCAGUUUUCUCUUGUCGCAGAACAAUAUUCUCUCCAAGAGUCGCUUCGGGAUUUCCUAGCUACAAUUAAUGUUCGCCUAGAACGUUAUGGUUUCAAAAUCGAUAGCACUUGGGAUCAGGAUCUGGGUGCUGCGCUCUACGUGUUUGUCAACACUCGUCUUGAUGAUGUGAUUCAGAGUUGUACGCCGUAUUCUCCUCCGGAGUUGGACGCCAUCAAAGAGUUGAUCGACACUAUUGUCUCUGCGCCAGGUUACAUUUACGCGUGCCCCAUGGUCAAUGCUCGCCAGCAAAUCGCAUCCACAUUGAAACGGCCCGCAUCCGAUGCUACGUAUUUGCUUAAACAGCUCGUUGAUGAUGGGUGGGUCUCGUUUACUUCUCAUAAUCGCGUGGUGCUAGCACCGGCAGCCUUGGCAGAACUUCGGGCGUACUUAGAGGAUCGCUUUGGCAUCUUCUCUACCGCAGAUCCACAAGGAAAGCUUCUUGUGUGCAACGUGUGCCGCGGGCUAGUAACAUUGGGGCAGAAAUGUAUUACGGGCGAUUGUCCGACUAGUUUCCACGACAGAUGUAUGGCACUGUACCAAAGAGGUGGCCAUGGAUGCCCAGCUUGUGGGAAACUGCUUGAGGAGACGCAAUCUGUGGGAGAGGGAUGA